This is a messenger RNA of Schistosoma spindalis, 4857 nucleotides long. The record is from the annotation of a GenBank genome assembly. NCBI's taxonomy places the organism in Eukaryota, Metazoa, Platyhelminthes, Trematoda, Strigeidida, Schistosomatidae.
GUCUUGGUCAAGUAGUGGAGGCAAAGUGAAAUUCUCGAAAACAUGCGCAACCUCAACCUGACGAGUUGUGGUAAUUUGUGGCUGAAAGGUCACAAUGUACGUCAUAUCUCUUUGGAUGACUGCUCUAAUAACAUCACUGUUUCUUUUGAGAGAAGUAUCGAGUUGAUCAGUAGCACGGGGAUAAAUACUUAUCAUGCUCAAGGCACCCAACAAGAGAUACAUAGUUGUUUUGCGAUAUCUCCACCUGUAUAUUUGGUUGCAAGUUCCAACGAAAUAUUUCUUUGGCAUUCACUGAAUCACCAAAUUUAUGAAAAACUUGAUCUCAACACGGAAUUAAAAGCUAUAUGUAUUUCUCCAGAUCUUUCAAAAACGGUUGUCGUAACUGGCGAUGGUUUUAUCCAUAUUCUUUCUUCAACUCUCGAAACUGUAUCCAACUUUUCACUGUAUGAGGAAGGUUUCGGGUCGGCUCUGCCAGUUUCUCUAGGUUGGGGUAAGAAAGAAACUCAGUUUCAUGGCUCGGAAGGCAAGGAAGCAGCUUUAGCAAAACCGACUGUACCAGUCUCAAACACUCAAUAUGAUGAUGGUCGUUUUGAAAUUGCAUGGCGUGAUGAUGGUCUUUAUUUCGCCGUAUCAUGGAUUGAUCCAUUAACAGAGAAUCGUAGACGUAUACGCGUCUACAAUGAUACUGGUGAAUUGUUUUCAACAACUGAAAUAACGAAUAUGAUUUGUCCAGGGCUUUGUUGGAGACCUCGUGUUCAGUUAAUCACAACGCCUCAACGACGAGAAGGUCGUGGAUUGGAUAUCAUAUUUUUUGAAUCGAACUCCCUACGUCAUGGAGAAUUCGAACUGAUCGGUGGUGAAUCCGAAAAGUUUUAUCAAGUGGAAUCUAUUAUGUUUAAUCCGACCGGUUCAAUUUUGGCAGUACUGUGUAGUGGAACUCAAAACCAUCCAUGGUUUAUUCGACUAUUAACUUGCUCUAAUUACCAAUGGUCAAUAAAACAACAUUUCUGUAUAGCUGACAAUUUAUUAAACGAUAGUCAAAUUUCCAAUAUAUCAUUAACAUGGGAUCAUCAUGCUUACAGUGCAGAUUUGUCAACUCUUUAUUGUGCUAUAUCAAUUAAUGAGUCGUUGCCUAAUAAUAAUCAAGUUAACAGUAAGACGUUAUUGCAGUGCUGGAAAAUGAAUAACGUGUAUAAUUCAUCGUGCAUAUUAACAAAUUCUAAUGUAAAUACAAUAACAUCAUUAAAUUCUGGUCUUGUUGCAGUAAUCAAUGGAAAUACCGUCGAGAUGAGUUGUUUUGCUUAUUCAGUUAUUCCACCUCCAAUGUUUGCAACACGACUGGUAUUUUAUUCAAAUGGUGUAAAUCAAUCCAAUAAGACACAGUGUAAUUUCACUCCAUGUGUUUCGUCUGUAUCUAUUCCUAGUUUAUGGUUGGGAAAUGAAUCGGAUUUGCCAAACAAUGUUAUGCCUAUAUUAAUUCAAACAGUCGACUGUCAGUCAUCCAAAAAUGUAUUUCCAAAUACGUAUUUUAUUACUAUCACAAAUGGAACCUCUUUAGAGAAGGAGUCAUUUUGUAAUGGUGAGGUGUACUCUGAAUGGCAUAAUGGAGGAAAAAAUAUUGCACCUUGGCCAAAAACUGUUGUUAAAAUUGAUAUGGAUAGACUGUUCAGUGAAUGCAACGGCAAUGAUGAACCAUUGAAAUCUUUAAUCUUAACUGAGUUAAAACAGAAGAACACUUGUUUAUUUAGUCCAUUGAGUUGUUUCUCCUGGUUAAGUCUUUAUGAAGUAUUAUUUAUAGGUGCAGAUGGUCUACUAUUAGGUUAUUUGGACAUGAAAAAUCUAUAUGCUGGUGAUGAUGAUUCCGAUGGUAGUAUAAACGGACGCUGGUUACUCAGAGCGUCUUCAUCUGCUCAGGAAUUUAAAACACUCUUGGAAAGAAACAACAGUAAAUUUGCCAGAAUAACUACUAUUUGUUGUACGAUUGAUAGACGUGUUUGUGUUCAAAUGUCCAAUGGUACUGUUUACAUUUUUUCUGUUCAAGAUAUACUAAAUAACAAUUAUUGUUAUGAAAUUCUACAAAUGAAUGAAUUCAACAUUGAUAAUUUACAUUCUUAUAAUUCAUUAAAUUGUAUCAUACAAUUUCCAUCUAAUUGUGAACAAUUAUUAUGUAUACCAGUAUUUGAUGAAUACAAUUAUAACACUAUCCAAUUGAAUUCACCAAUUAUACCAGUUAAUUAUUAUCAAUCAUAUUCUGCUUUAAUUUUAUUUGGUUUUAAUAAAUCAACACAUUGUUUAUUCGCUGCUGUUUUACCAAAACAUAAUACUGGACAUUUUCAACAAAAUAAUAUUAUUGCAUUGAAUAUUACAGAUUCAUGCUCUUCAUUAAUUGGAUUAUCAGAGUUUUUAAUUGUAACUAAUAUUAAAAAAUUGUUGAUAUGUAUUUCAUUAUUAUUUAAUUCAUCACAAAUUAAUGAUCCAAAUAGUCUUUUAAAAGAAUUACUAUCACGAUUGAAUAUUCCAUCAGAACUAGACACCAGUACACGUAAACCACCGCGUAACUGGUAUAAUGAUAAUUUACAUCCAAUCGAGUCUGGUGCAGUCAUUGUAACAGCGAUACCGAAUGAUACCAAAGUCAUACUACAAAUGCCACGUGGGAAUUUAGAAGAAAUCCAUCCUCGUGCCCUUGUACUGGCACAUUUAUCCAAAUUACUUAAUAAUAAACAAUAUGAACAAGCUGUUAAAACGAUGCGUCGUCAUCGGAUCAAUUUCAAUCUAUUGCAUGAUUACAACCCUAAUUUAUUUCUAUCAAAUAUCAAACAAUUUUUACAAUCAAUUGACGAUCCUGAUUUGAUCACAUUAUUUGUAUCUGAUCUUGUUGAAGAAGAUGUAACAGAGACAAUUUAUCAUAAAUUUUAUUCUAAAUCUUCCGAGCGCCAUCGAUCAACUCUAACAACGUCUAAACUUGACCGAAUAACUGAUGUUCUUAUUGAUGAAAUGGAGAAGUAUAAUCCAACCAAAUUAAUUGUGCCAAUUAUAACUUGUUAUGCAAAAAAAGUCCCACCAAACUAUGAAGCUGGCUUACUAAGAUUAAAAGUUUUACAUGAAAAUGGAGAUAUAAAUACAUGGUAUAAUGGACUGCGUCAUUUACAAUAUUUUGCUACACCAAUUGAAUUGUAUAAAGUUGCACUAGGUACAUAUGAUUUAAAUUUUGCUACAAUGAUGGCACAACGGACACAACUAGAUCCAAAAGAAUAUUUAGCUGAAUUAAACGAAUUAAAUUCUAUAACAAAUGACUUUAAAAAAUAUCAAUGUGAUACCAUGGAAGAGGCUAUAGCAUAUCAACAAUUUAAAAUUGAUCAUAGUUUGAAAAAAUAUUUAAAAGCUGUUCUACAUUUGAUUGAUUCCGGUUCUAAACACAAAGCAGAACUAUUAUCCUACGUGAAAGCAUAUCAUUUAUAUGCACAAGUGACUGAAGUAAUGCCACAAAAUUCUGAAGAAUUCAAGAUUAUUUGUCAAUUAUGGGCGGAUUAUUUAAUUUCUUCACAAAAUUUAAAUUAUGCUGGUCAGAUUUACAUGAAAGGUGGAUUUUAUGGUUUAGCUGCAAAAACGUUCUUAUCUGCAACUAAUACUCAACAAUGGUGUAUUGCCGCUGCGAACAGUCGACUAUUGAAUGAUAAAAAUAAUACUGAUUUAUCUACUGAUCACUAUUUAAGUAAUACAGAGAUACGUACUCAAGCACAAAAGUUAGCAGCUCGAUUAAAAGAUCUUCACCGUCAUCAAGAAGCUAUUCAAAUCUAUAUUGACUUUUUAGAGGAUCCUGUAAUGGCUAUCAGAACAGCUUGUGAAGAUUGCCUGUGGAUGGAUGCUCAUCGAUUGGCAUCAUUAUAUAAUAAACAAGAAUUUUUAAAUCAAAUCCUUAAAUCUUCUUUAAGUAAACAUUAUUCUAUCUUGAAAGAAAGAUUACAUAAAUCCAUUGAUACAUACGAUAAAUUAAUCGGUCGAUUAAUUACUCUACGUCAAAUGCAUAAACAACAGGCGGAAACACAACGAUUUGUUCAGAUGCAUGGUGAUAGAGAGUAUUUUGAUGAUAACUUUUCUGAAUCUGACAUCAAUUCAGAUACAAGUAGUGUGUCGGGAGAUAGUAUAACCAGUUCAAUCAGCCAAAUAAGUUUGCGAACGUCAGGAUCGAAAAAAUCUGGACGUUCAAUGAAAUCUAAACGAAAACAAGAAGCAAAGAAAUGGAGUUCAAAACCGGGUAGUAAAUACGAAGAAGUUGGUUUAUUACAUGAACUAACUCAAUCAAUAGAAUUGGGUCAAUCACUUGCCAACGAAGUUAUGAACUCGCUUACGGAAUUUUGGUAUACAAACAUGUUUGGGGAGGGUCGCACGCUGAUAUGCUCAACUAAUGACUUAUUAAGGAAGCAGAAACUAGGAUUGUCAUCUAUAUGGGAUGAUUGGAUAACUGGCAAAUGCAUUGCAGAAGAAAAUGAACAGCAAUUUUUCGGCCGAAAAAAAUAUCCCAUUCAAGGUAAGUGGAAUAGUCAUUCAUAAAGUAAUAGCAGAACAUGCGCACACAGACACAUAUAUUACUUAAAUUUUAUUUAAAACUUUUUAUUUUUAUUUUAGAGGCAUUUUUGUGUUUUCCACCGAAAAUGAAAAGGACUAUUAUUGAAUGUUGUAUGUAUUGAAUGUGUUGUUUAAUUGAAUACAAUAGAUAUGUUCUCAAUUGUGGUACUAAAGUUUAAUUAUGUCAAACACACAAUUGCACACACGUACACACACAGUUACAACAAAACAAAAACGUUUACAUUUUAUUUGAAGUAAUUCUUUUCAUUGGAAAAUAAAAAUAUAUUUUUC